UUGGCCCGCGCUGCACCGCCCCGUUGCUUCCUUGCAGCCGCGAGCUUUGGAGGCCGGGAGCGGUGGGACUUGGGCGGGCUGAGAUUUGUGCUGGGAAGGUUGCCGGACUUGGAUCGGAGCAGCACUUAGGAGACGCGGUGCAGUCGAACAGAGCCAUCAUGGGGACAACAGCCCUGGGGCCCAUUCACCUGCUGGAGCUCUGUGACCAGAAGCUCAUAGAGUUUGUCUGCAACGUGGACAAUAAGGACAUGGUGUGGCUGGAGGAGAUCGAGGAGGAGGCCGAGCGCAUGUUCACCAGAGAAUUCAGCAAAGAGCCCGAGCUGAUGCCCAAAACACCUUCUCAGAAGAACCGACGGAAAAAGAGACGGAUUUCUUAUGUUCAGGAUGAAAACAGAGACCCCAUCCGGAGAAGCAGGUUGUCCCGCAGAAAGACGCGCAGCAGCCAUCAGAGCUCCCGGCACCUCCGCAGCAAGGACAAGGUGGAGAGGCUGGCCACAGUGGUGGGCGAGAACGGCUCCGUCCUGCGGCGGGUGACCCGUGCUGCGGCCGCAGCUGCAGCGACCUCCGCGGCAGCCACGCCUUCGCCCACCCCUGAGUCUCCCACGGUGCUGGCCAAGAAGCCCAAGGAGAGCCUGGCCCAGUGCCAGCUGGUACCCAUGGUGGAGAUUGGCGUCAGUGAGCGCCGGAGCGCUGAGCAGCACCUCAGCCAGCUCCAGUCUGCCCAGGCUCCACCCCCCAGCCCGGCUCCGGCCGCUGCUCUGGCCUCCCAGAUCACCUUGACCUCGGAGGAGGACUCAACACCCCAGAAGCCAGAGGCCGGGAGACUGGAGUCUGUCACCGUGAGCUCCCUGAUAACUACACCCCAGGACCCCAAGGGUCGAGGGGUCGGAGCAGGACGGUCCGCCUCCAAGCUCAGAAUUGCCGCAACCUCCCCAGGCCCGCAGGACUCGCCCAGCUCUCCGGCCUCCCCGUGGCGGGAGCGGGUGCUGGCUCCCAUCCUGCCGGAUAACUUCUCCACGCCCACGGGCUCCCGUGUGGACCGCAGGUCGGUGCGGCGCAGCCUGAUCGCCCCGUCCUCCCCGGGUCCCCAGGUCUCGCUGGCCCAGAAUUACGCCCUGGUUUCCAAAGAGGAGAGCACCGUCCGAAGAUCAAGCAGAAGGAUUGCCAGGAAGGCCACCAAAGAGCCGGCCGCCUCCGCCCGCAUCAUCUGCCACAGUUACCUGGAGAGGCUCCUGAAUGUCGAGGUGCCCCAGAAAGUGAGCCCCAAGGCGGAGGAGCCCAGCAAGGAAGCUGAGCCAGAGGAGGCGGCCGAGCCGGAGGUCCCCAAGAACAAUGGCAGUGCCUUGCGGCUCCGCAGUGCCACCAAGAUCGCCAUUAGCACGCCCGGCUCGCAGCCUGCAGCCAGUGGCCAGGGGACGCCCUCUGAAGGGCGGCAGGAGGCCAAGACUGACCAAGCAGAUGGCCCCAAGGAGCCGCCUCAGAGUGUCAGGAGGAAGCGCAGCUACAAGCAGGCCGUGAGUGAGCUGGACGAGGAGCAGCAGCUGGAGGGUGAGGAGCUGCAGCCCCCCAGGAGCAAGACCCCUUCCCCGCCCUGUGCCGCCAGCAAGGUGGUGCGGCCCCUCCGGACCUUCCUGCACAGCGUGCAGAGGAACCAGACGCUCAUGACCCCGACCUCGACCCCUCACAGCAGCAGCAUGAAAUCCUUCAUGAAGCGCAACACUCCCCUGCGCGUGGACCCCAAGGGCUCAGGUGAGGGCACUCGUGACGCAGGCCCUUGGGAGGCCUUUGGGGUCGUCCUGGCCCAGCGCGGGGCUGCCCUCACUCCCCCACCGCCACCCCCCCAGGAGAAGGAGCGACAGCGCCUGGAGAACCUGCGGCGGAAGGAGGAGGCCGAGCAGCUCCGCAGGCAGAAGGUGGAGGAGGACAAGCGGCGACGGCUGGAGGAGGUGAAGCUGAAGCGUGAGGAGCGCCUCCGCAAGGUGCUGCAGGCCCGGGAACGGGUGGAGCAGAUGAAGGAGGAGAAGAAGAAGCAGAUCGAGCAGAAGUUUGCUCAGAUCGACGAGAAGACAGAGAAGGCCAAGGAGGAGCGGCUGGCCGAGGAGAAGGCCAAGAAGAAGGCAGCGGCCAAGAAGAUGGAGGAGGUGGAGGCGCGCAGGAGGCAGGAGGAGGAGGCGCGGAGGCUCAGGUGGCUGCAGCAGGAGGAGGAGGAGAGGCGCCACCAGGAGCUGCUGCAGAAGAGGAAGGAGGAGGAGCAGGAGCGGCUGCGGAAGGCGGCCGAGGCCAAGCGGCUGGCGGAGCAGCGCGAGCAGGAGCGGCUGCAGGCCGAGAGGGAGCUGCAGGAGAGGGAGAAGGCCCUGCGGCUACAGAAGGAGAGGCUGCAGAGGGAGCUGGAGGAGAAGAAGAAAAAGGAAGAACAGCAGCGCCUGGCUGAGCAGCGGCUGCAGGAGGAGCAGGAGAAGAAAGCCAAGGAGGCCGCGGCAGCCAGCAAAAGCCUGAACGUGACCGUGGAUGUGCAGUCCCCAGCUUGCACCUCGUAUCAAAUGACUCCACAAGGACACAGGGCCCCCCCCAAGAUCAACCCGGAUAACUACGGGAUGGAUCUGAACAGCGAUGACUCCACCGACGACGAGGCCCAUCCCCGGAAGCCCAUCCCCAGCUGGGCCAGAGGCACCCAGCUUAGCCAGGCCAUCAUCCACCAGUACUACCACCCCCCGAACCUUCUGGAGCUCUUCGGAACCAUUCUCCCACUGGACUUGGAGGACAUCUUCAAGAAGAGCAAGCCCCGCUACCAUAAGCGCACCAGCUCUGCCGUGUGGAACUCGCCGCCCCUGCAGGGCACCAGGGUCCCUGGCAGCCUGGCCUACAGCCUGAAGAAGCACUGAGCCAGGCGCUCGGGCCUGCUCAGCCGUCUCAGCCUUCAUCUGUGUCUGUAUGUCUGUGUCUCUGUUGGUCUGGUGCCAUCCUGCCUGGUAUCCUGUCGCUGAGGGUUCGGUCAAGUGUAUAUAAACGUCCUCUGUGGGCUACAGGUGGAAAGCGGCUCGGGCCUGCUGGGAGGCUGAGCUUGUUGGGUGUUCGGGGAAGACCCAGGCCCAGCCUUGCCUGGUCUGCUGACAGCACUCUGUAAAUAGAUUGUUAGAGUUCAGCUGAAUUUUAGCCUCUAGUGUUUGAGAGCUAGGUUAAUAAAGUCUGUUCCUUCA
This is a messenger RNA of Balaenoptera acutorostrata (minke whale), 3197 nucleotides long. RefSeq names its product inner centromere protein (gene INCENP). Bases 159 to 2882 code for a protein of 907 amino acids. Gene Ontology annotation, molecular function: protein serine/threonine kinase activator activity. Gene Ontology annotation, biological process: metaphase chromosome alignment; meiotic spindle midzone assembly; positive regulation of protein serine/threonine kinase activity. Gene Ontology annotation, cellular component: meiotic spindle midzone; midbody; kinetochore. The record is from RefSeq and is a predicted model, not a curated record. Lineage: Eukaryota; Metazoa; Chordata; Mammalia; Artiodactyla; Balaenopteridae. The transcript has 18 exons.